This is a messenger RNA of Closterium sp. Naga37s-1, 1740 nucleotides long. The record is from the annotation of a GenBank genome assembly. NCBI's taxonomy places the organism in Eukaryota, Viridiplantae, Streptophyta, Zygnematophyceae, Desmidiales, Closteriaceae.
AUGUCCGCCAGCUGCGCGUCCGUCGCUCACGCUUCGCAAGUCCCCUCUGCGCGCGCCACGCGCACCGUCUCGCUGGGGUCCUUCGCGGGGCUCAAGCGCGUGUCGCCCGCCGCCCCGUCCCCGCUGCACGCCCUGCGCGCCAAGCACCAUGCGCCGGCGGCGGCGGCUCCGCGCAAGUCCAUCCGCGCGUCCACGGGGGCAGCGGCGGGCGGCGGCGGCGGGGCGGGCGCAGUGACGGCGCGCAAGGUGCUGAUGAUGGGCGGCACGCGGUUCAUCGGCGUGUACCUCGCGCGCAUGCUCGUCAAGGCCGGCCACGAGGUGCGCGCGCCGCCCGCCGGAAGGAAGCGGGAGGGUGGGGGGAGAGGGGGGGAAGCAAGGGGACGGGGGCGGGAGUCGGUGGGGCGGGAGGAACGGGAGGGGAUGGGGAGGCUGAAUGUGGCGGUGGGGGAAUUGAUGGUUCGGAUGGAGGAGGAUGAAAUUGGGGGCGAGAGCAGACGAAAAGGGGAGAACCGUUGUAAGCCGCGUGCUCUCAUACGCGCUGCCUCCUUCCCCUCCCGUGCCCCCCGCGCCCCCCGCGGCCUCCUCUACCACCCCGCCCACCGUGGCCCGCAGGUGACGCUGUUCACGCGCGGCAAGUCGCCGGUGACGCAGCAGCUGCCCGGCGAGAGCGACGCGGACUACAGCGAGUACUGCGCGCGCGUGCGCCACCUGGCGGGCGACCGCCGCGACCUCGACGCGCUCAGGGCCGCGCUGCAGGGCGCGGACUUCGACGCCGUGUACGACAUCAACGGUGCGCGCAGGGGGGGGGGGGAGAGGGGGUGGGGAAGGGGGCGGGUCGGGCGUGAGGCGUUCGAGGUGGAGCCCAUCCUCGCCGCCCUGCCCAACCUCAAACAGUACAUCUUCUGUUCGUCCGCGGGGGUGUAUCUCAAGUCCGACGAGCUGCCACAUCGUGAGGAGGACGCGGUGGACGCCAAGUCGCGGCACAAGGGCAAGCUGGAGAGGCGGGCAGUGGAGGACGUGGUGGACCCCAAGUCACGGCACAAGGGCAAGCUGGAGAGCGAGGCGGUGCUGGCGGGCAGCGGAGUGGCGUGGACGUCCAUCCGCCCCGUGUACAUCUACGGCCCGCUCAACUACAACCCCGUCGAGGAGUGGUUCUUCCACCGCCUCCACGCCGGCAGGCCCAUUCCCGUGCCCGGCUCCGGCAUGCAGAUCACCCAGCUGGGCCACGUCAAGCUCAUGCAGGUUGGAGAUGCCGGUUGGUUCUGGUGCAGCGCUGCACAUGUGAUGUGGUCUCGUGCCCGUCCCUCUUUUCCUGCUCCCACGCUGCACUCUCUGCCAGCCCUGGACCUAGCACGGGCGUUCCACCUGGCGCUGGGGUGUGAGGCGGCGUACGGGCAGGUGCUGAACGUGAGUGGGGCGCGCUACGUGACGUUUGACCGCAUUGCCACGGCGUGUGCAGAGGCUAUGGGGGCACCCAAGCCGCUGCUCGUGCACUACAACCCCAAGGACUUCGACUUCGGCAAGAGCAAGGCCUUCCCCCUCCGCAACCAGCACUUUUUCACGGCGAUAGAGAAGGCGGAGCAGGUGCUGGGGUGGCAGCCCGAGUAUGGGCUCGUGGAGGGGCUCCGUGACUCCUACCACCUCGACUUCUCCCGCGGCGUGCACCGCGCUGCACCCAACUUCACCACUGACGACAUGAUCCUGGAGAAGCUGGGGGUGUCCGUCACUGCCACCGCAUGA